Cyclocybe aegerita is the source of this 4050-nucleotide messenger RNA. The record is from the annotation of a GenBank genome assembly. NCBI's taxonomy places the organism in Eukaryota, Fungi, Basidiomycota, Agaricomycetes, Agaricales, Hemipholiotaceae.
AUGAGCCCGGUCCGAAUCGAAUUCGGCGUCCAUUUGCGAGGCGCGGCCAAUCCCUUGGGUUCCGAAUCUUGUGUUGGCGAACUGGUAAAAUGUAAGCUGUCUAUAUGGGCACGCCGCACGGAUCCCGAGCAUGAGCGCCGAAGGAAGUGUCGAGCUCUGAUAUCCCACCAACCUUCAACCUCAAUUUAUUCCUCCACUAUCCCCCUUCUUCAAUUCUUCAAUGGAAUGGCUUUCUGGCCGAGAGAUGAACGACCAGAGAAAAAAGCCUCCUCUAAGCGCCAUGGAGUGACUGAAGAACAGAAUCGGCACUACCCUUACUUAGAGCCAGGACUAAUUGGUGCAGCGCAGCUAUCAGAAGACAGUAGACGUUGUUUAGAGUGGAAGUUCCUCGCUGAACCUUCUUCAAGCGAAGGAGGCAGCCGCGAUGACCAUUUGAAGUUUGGAAAGCGUGUCGAGGUCUUCCCUCCUAUCCGUCCAGCUCCCCUGGAACCCCUUCGCACAACAAUUAAGCAAAAGGCAGAACAAGGAGCUAACUUUUUGCGCACCUUUUUCCCAGACCUCGACAUAACAUCUGAACUCAUUCGUGAGCAAGUUGUGGAAGAUACGAUGCGUUCUCGUGAUCUUGAAAAGUUCGAUCCUUACUUGGGAAAUCUUCUGGAGUUAUAUGAAAGCCAUGGAGCGACUGGCAACUCGUUCUUCAUAUUUCCGACUGGCGAAACGGGCCGUGACCUCACCUCUUGUUCAAUGCGGUCUGAUGGCUCUCAGAUCGCAUUCAAACCUUCCGCUACCCCGUCGCAUUCGUUUUCCACGCCAAUACAACAAUUAAUUAUAUCCCCACCUGGGGUCAAUUAUUCAGACGGUGGUUGCGUUUGUGUUCGUACAUAUGGAUCUAUUCAACUGCUUGGAAUGAAGGAGUACAUCGCUGGGAGAUUGGAUGUCAAAGAACUUGCCACUCUUUCUUAUGCAGACCUGCACCACGAACCCAUAGUCGACAUGAAGCAUCUUGGAUCGUCGUCCGGAAUAUUGGUAGCGGGGAGCAAGGGCUCCGUAUUUCAAUAUGAUACCACGGGUCAGGCGACGACCUCUACACCGAUUUGCGACAGUCAAAUGCUUUCAAAUUACGAAUCAGACUUGUGGCGCCUUGCUCUCGACGUGCAUCCUUGCCAAUUUUUUUUACUGUCCCAUAAAGGAGUCAGACAGUUAGAUAGUCGGACGCGAACCGCAACCAAUCGCUUUAGUAUAUCCUCCUCCACGGAUGUGCUAACUUCGAUAGAGGAUACUGGUCAGGACUAUCUCAUUCGGCUAUGCUCUACAAAACAGAUUAUCUGGCUGGAUCCAAGAUACCUAAGAAAGCCUUUGCUCGUGUACGCUCAUGGGAGAGAGUAUGACCAGUGCCUUGCGACGACUUCCCUUACGUUUCCGGAGGGCCACACCCUUACCUUUUUGACUUCACGGAGGUCUUCCAUGGUGACCUUAUACGACGUUUCUUCGUCUCGAGAAGGAUUUCUUCAGUUCGGAAGCGGACCCUACAUGCCAUCCCCACACUUUGGCUUGUAUGACAAACGAAUUGGGCAAAAAAUCUUCUUCCGCGACGAUGGUGGCGGCAUUGUGCGUUUAUCUGAGAGGGGAGGUGUCACCUACGACGAACUCUUGCACUCGUCAUCGUUAGAGAAGGAGUUCGAUGUCGAGAUGUCGCUCAGCGUGAAAGAAUUAUCGAAGAAGAAUGCAAAACUACAACCUGAUAUGGGCCCUUUGGAUCGCCAAGAUUUUAGUCAAGUUGAUAUGGGGUCCGUGUAUGAACGUCUUUUUCGCAGCUAUUUCGAUGACAAGAAAGCAUUUGAAGACCGAUCUGCAAAGUCAUUUCAUCAAAUGAUCGAGCACUUUCCGUUGUAUCUGCAAACGAGGGAAAUACCAAUCGAGUAUAUGUUAACAACCUCUGACAUCACGUUGUGUGCUGGCGAUGAGCCCUAUAUAUACAGCCGAACCGACUUUCUGACGGAAAAUAAUGUUAACUCAACCAGGGGCUUCAAUGCAUUGAAAGAAGGCCGUUUCGCUGCUCAGAUGGUGAAAGCGCCGUGGCAACUUUCUUUAACUCCAACAAUCCAGCGGCUUGACAGGGAUUUUCAUUCGGAUACUGACGAGUUGACUGAACACCUAGAGGCCUUUAACUUGUCCGAAAGCGAAGGUACACCUACCAGGGAUCGUGAAAUUAAUGCUUGCCGCCAGUUAGCGCUCGAUCUCACCCUCUCUUCGGACGUCUACUCUGAAGCAUGGUUUACUAAACCACAUGGGGUCGAACAGACUCUCGAAAACAUGACCGAAGCGUUGUCGCUGGGGGAUGAACCGCCUCCUGUCGAAUUUGGAUUCCUGAAGCCUAUGGAAAGACGUUCGCAUUACAAUCCCUACAAGAUGAACGAUGUCGACCCACAGAAGAUGACUGAACCAUCCUUGAACCUGCCCAUGGGUGUCAGACUUCUUCUACAAAUCUGGGACGCCGGCGAUCCAGACGAGUUUGUGUACAGAGAUCCAUACGACGAAUCUGCGACUGUGGAUUCGCCGAAGCGCGUUGAGACAACUCCGGGGACUGAUUUUACUGCCCAUAGCAAGCGCCCUCCGCCCAUCUUGGCAUCGGUUACCCUUCCGCCGGCUGUGAUUCCCGACAUAUCCCGAAAAUUGAAAACACAAUCUCAGGAUUUGUUCACGAACUACCCUGAUUCUUUUCCUCGAAGUGAACAAUUAGGCAGCUCGCAGGAGCUCCUCAUGUCUACUCAAGUUUUACCAGGUCCUUACGGCGGGCGGCCAGCAGCGAAGAAGAAACCAACCAAAAGACAUAUUCGGUCAAGUGAUAUUCGCGUGACUUUGGGAAUGCCCGUGCCUCACCUUGUCGGGUUCCGGCGUCUCAAGAAUCUAAUUUUUCAACGUACAUCUUCCUCAAGAAUCCUCGUCUUCCGGGCUGAAAAGAAUAUCACUGCGUCGUGCAAGAGCACGAAGCUGGACUUUGGGCCAGCCCAACUACCUGCUCUAUGGAUGGAAAAUGGUAUGACGCCUAAUCCUGUGUAUGACCCAGAAAAAUACAAUGACUUCCUACGGCGCAACAAGGCUGUCGUCUGUGCACUCUCGGCCAGCUAUGUCUCUACCUUCGCUGGAUACCCCUUGGACUCCAUCAAAUCCAGGCUACAGACCACGAAGACGAAGAUCACCGUUCCUAGGCUUGCUGCUCUCGUCUACCGUGAGGAAGGAAUUAUGGGCUUCUAUCGGGGAUUAUGGAUUCCGUUGAUGACGAUCUCCUUCGUCCGUGCUGCAAGCUUCACUAUCUAUUCACGAACGAAGGAAUACUUCGCCCUACACAAUAUCCUCUACCGCGAUAGCAUUAUCGACGUCUCGCUCACAGGAGGAAUUAGCGGAGCAAUGUCAGGAGCUCUCAUUUCGUUCUGUAGUGCUCCCUUUGAGCUUGUCAAGGUCCGCCGCCAGCUAGAAUAUAGCAUUGCUGCGACCAAAGGCGUCGCUCUGGCCAAACCUCCUGGCACUUUGGAAGCGGUGAAGGAUAUCUAUCGGAACAAUGGGUUUGGAGGGCUGUAUACCGGGUUCCGUUUGCAUUUCGUCCGUGAUACCGCUGGAACCGCACUCUAUUUCCUAGAAUACGAUGGAAUGCGACAUCUUUUAGGAAGACAGCGGUCAGGAGAGCAGGGUGCAACGCCCCAUUGGCUUCCCAUUCACCCAUCCCUCGUCCCUUUUGUCUGCGGUUCAUUGUCUGGGGUAACUUCAUGGGCACUUAUUUACCCCCUCGACGUCGUCAAGACGAAAGUUCAAAACAGAGCGUUGGCUGGAGAGAGGUAUCGUGGUCCAUGGGAAACGCUAUAUCGCUUGGUGCGAGGUCCUGAUCCAAACGCCCCGAAACCGCUGCUGGCUGGCAUUGCACGUAUCUAUCGGGGUUUGGGGGUGAGUGCCCUUCGGAGCAUCACAACCCACGGUCUGCUUUGGACUCUGUUCGACCUGACUGCCCACUACAUCGACGAUUUACCCCCUUCGAAAAAGGACGAACGAUAUUAA